Molecule: messenger RNA, 1425 nt
Organism: Sparassis crispa
Lineage: Eukaryota; Fungi; Basidiomycota; Agaricomycetes; Polyporales; Sparassidaceae
Product: Protein shq1
Exons: 6
Coding region: 1-1425 (474 amino acids)
Biological process (GO): box H/ACA snoRNP assembly
Cellular component (GO): cytoplasm; nucleoplasm
Source: RefSeq, a predicted model, not a curated record
AUGAUCACUCCGCGUUUCUCCUGCAGUCAAAACGAUAGCAGCGUAAUUGUAGCCAUCUACUGCCCCUCCGUUCGAGCCUCCGACGUCGAGAUCAACGUCGACGAGACGUUAUUCAGCGUCCACAUCAACCCGUACUUUCUGCGGCUCAAUUUCGCUCAUGCACUGGUGGACGACGAACAGGCGUCCGCGUCCUAUGACCCCAGUUCGGGGUAUUUGACCGUUACGCUGACCAAGGGGGUCAAAGGACAGGAAUUCAAGGAUUUGGACCUCCUGGCAAAGCUCCUCGCACCCCGUCCGCCUGAGCAUCUUCCAGAACAACCUCUGAUUGAAGUCCUGAGCUCCGAGGAUGCCCCCGUCACCGAGGACGACGAAUUAUCGGCGCGGGCGCAAAGUCUGACCCUCGAGCACGAUGAGUUUCUCGAAGCGGCGCAGAAUGACUGGCAGCUCCCUCAGGACCUGCCCGAGGCCUUACCUCCACUACAGACUAGCGCGACCCACCGAUAUGGCUUCCUAGACAUGCAUUCAGGAUAUUUCCGACAUGUCGCGCACACUGAAAACGAGGUAAACGAACUCGGUGUAGACGCUGAGACGUGCCCGCCUGACGAGCGCCGUCGAAAGCGUCUCGAACACGAGGAAGAGAAAUGGGACGAGGAAUAUUACAUGGCAGAUUUUGUCGAAGAUGAGUAUAUUCAAGAGUUGAUCGCGUGGCGAAACCCGCAUGUAACCGCGACCGACGAGUUCAAAUAUACGGAGGAAGAGAACCUCACCAUGCUGCGUCUCCCUCGCAAAGAAUAUCUGGCAACCCCCAGCCAAGCACAUAACCUCUACCUCACACUGCUCAGUCUGCUGUUCUCACAUGCGUACGAGACGCGUACGACACAGCACGACCCGACCCCAGAGAGCGCCUGGACGAUCGGCAGCCUCACGCCCGCAUUCUCGGCGCUCGAUCCUCCACCGUAUUCGCCAACGCCACCACCACUCUCGCAAUCAUCUUCGUUUGACGCGUCGGAGCUCGCCGCCGUCUUCACCGCAUCGUACCGGCGCGCUCUCGCCUUCCCGCUCCACCGCUCGUUCGCGCUCGCGGAGGCGUGCCGCGCCGACGUUGCGGCGCUGCUCACGAAGGGCAAGCGGGCCGUCAUCCGCUGCCUUCUGGAGAUGAAGCACAUACUGGACCACCACGACGUGUACUACGUCUACAGCAAGAUAUGGGUGGACGAUUUCUGCGUGUGGACCGCGACGUAUGCGAGCGACGACGUUCUGCACCAACUGUCGAGAGACGUUGCACGCCUGAAGAUGGAGAAGAGCAUGAUCGGCAGGGACCUCGACGGGCUGGAGGCUUUGACUCGCGAGGCGGCAGAGAGAGAGCCCGACAGCGACGACGAGUCUGAGGACGAGAUCGAGCGCAUGCUCCCGGCCCCACUUUAG